AUGCCCGAAAAACUUUACAUUUCGUACAAUAUCGUCCACAAGCUAUGCAAGAAAGCGGCCGAAGACAUUAAGCAAAAGGGCACUCGUGUGGAUCUUAUUAUUGCCAUCGGCGGAGGUGGUUUUAUUCCCGCUAGAAUUCUUCGCUCGUUCCUCAAGGAUGGGAAAGGCAAUAUCCCCAUCCAGGCCAUUGGAUUAUCGCUCUACGAAGAUAUGGGCAACACUGGAGAAGACAAGAUCGGCAAAGAGGUGAUCAGGACGCAAUGGCUCGAUUUGGGUAACUUGAGCAACCAUUUGGACACACUCAUUGGCAAAAACGUCAUUAUUGUAGAUGAAGUGGACGACACUAGAACCACUCUCCACUAUGCGGUGACGGAGCUUCAAAAUGACGUUGCUAAGCUUGAAAAAGAGUUGGGACUGGAAACGCCCACCAAGUUCCUGGUGUUUGUGCUCCACAACAAGAAUAAGCCGAAAAAGGCUGAUCUUCCCUCCAACAUCAUGGACACUGGCAGAUACAUUGUGGGCCAAGAAGUGGAAGAUGCGUGGAUCGCGUAUCCUUGGGAUGCAGCUGACAUUGACGAGCACACCGAGUUGGCCAAAAAGCAAGGAAACUACUAG
Molecule: messenger RNA, 615 nt
Organism: Clavispora lusitaniae ATCC 42720
Lineage: Eukaryota; Fungi; Ascomycota; Pichiomycetes; Serinales; Metschnikowiaceae
Gene: XPT1
Product: Xanthine phosphoribosyltransferase 1
Biological process (GO): XMP salvage; IMP salvage; GMP salvage
Cellular component (GO): cytoplasm
Molecular function (GO): hypoxanthine phosphoribosyltransferase activity
Source: RefSeq, a predicted model, not a curated record